AUAUCCUAAAAAUGAGAGAGGAUGUUGAAAUAUCCCGGUGAGAGUUUAACUCCUGCUUCAAAGAGUGGCUGCUUGUCUUUGAGGAGAAAGAAGACUGCAACCAUAGGAGACUAAGUGAAAGCUAAGAAUCCAAUUAAACAUCAAUAACAUGGACAGAGUUUGACUAAAGGAACUUUGCUACAGUGAGAACAAUUGGCACAAGUCGCAGACCACUAAUCCAUGAAAGCAGCAGAAUAACUGGUAGUUUCUCCCACAUCAUGAAUGCAAGUGAAUCCUCUUAGAGCUUCAGUUGAAAGUCUGAUCGCAGUACUGGAGAUUGCCAUCACUGUGUAGAUGCAUCUGUGUUUUUUGAGUCAGCAGUAGUUAAAUUUUCCAGCAAGCCCUACAUGAAAGAAAGUGUAAAGGGUGAUUACGGAUUUCCAGUCAGUGACCUCGCCUUUGAGUGGGACAGACAACACAUCUGAGGUUUCUACGAAGCAGUGCAGUGACAGCUGAAGUUUCUUUCAAAAAGUCAUCUGAAAGGCUAUCUCAGACGUGCUCCAGUAUCUUAAUUCUUCUCAGCUCAGAAGACAAAUCACCUCAAAUUUCUCAAUUUUCUGAGUUUGUGACAAUGACAACUUUUUUUGGAGUUACCUCAGCGGUGUUAUCAGUCUGGAUUAUGACAUUCAUGGCUCAAAAUUACUGUAUAACAGGUUCCACGCUUUCACCUUGCAGGAUCACAGGUGUAGGACUGUAUCUUGACGAGAAAGUGAAUUUUUCAGAAGCAAGUAAUGUGUGCAGUCGACUGAAUCUACAACUGGCAAGUAAAGAACAGGUUGAGAAGGCUUUGAAAAAUGGCUUUGAAACAUGCAGUUCUGGGUGGAUAAAAGAUGGAUUGGUUGCCAUUCCUCGUAUAACAUCCAAUAAGAAAUGUGGUCGGGGCAGCGUUGGACUAGUGAACUGGCGUGCUAAUCAAGCUUCUAAAUUUGCAGUUUACUGCUUCAAUUCUUCAGAUGUUCAAAUUAAUUCAUGUAAACCAGACCCAACUACAACCAUACUACCAUCAAGUGUACCAACAGAAUUAACUGCGUAUUCAGGUUCAGAUUUGACUGGGAACACCACAGCAGUGCCCACUGCAACUGAACCAGAACAAACCCUGAAAAACGUGAGAUUUCGGAUAAUAUGUAUAACUGAAACUAUAUUACCAACAGAGGGGACUACUACAACAAUGCCAGAGGAAUACCACACUUACCCUGCUGCAUUUAGGAAUGAUGGUGUUGUCUUUGGAGGUAUCCCCACUGCACUCCUUGUGCUGGCAGUCAUCUUCUUCAUUAUUUCAGUUCUUCUAGCAGUCUGCUACAUCAAAAAGUACAAGAAAUCCUUCCCAUUUUCAAAUAAGAAUCAGAAAAAAAUGGUUGAAACUACGACUCUCAAAGAGACUGCAUCAAAUGACAAAACAUUGGAGAAGGAAACAAAGAAUAAUGAAAAAAAGGUAGAAGAGGCCAAAGCCAAGCCUGAAACCACAGUAAAAUGUCUAGAAGUGGAAGUUUAAGGUCAGCAGAAGAGGGAGGAGAAACGUACAGUUCUUUUUAGAAACAUAUAAAACAAAGCACAUAACUUAGCAAUGCUUUUAAAUGCAGGUGACUGUAAAUACUCAUGAAUUUUUUUUUCUCAUCUUAACAUAUGAAAGCAUUUUUUUUUAAUAAUUACAUCUUCAGCUAUAAAUGCUCUUGCAAAAGAAUAUGGUAUCUUACUUGAAAUAAAUAAAACAUCCAUAUUACAGUUCACUUCUUAACAAAGAAGUAAAUCAAAAUUUGCUGUUAGUGACAUGAGUGUGUGACUAUUUGCAUGAAAUUCACAUUGAUAUGUAAUGAAAAAUUCCUUUAUAUCUGUAUGGGUGAUCUGCUAACUUAAUGCCUAAAAUAAAACAAUACUAGGUCAUAAGUAAAACAAUAGUAGGUUAAUUUGUUUCCAUUAAGUAGUUACACACUGUUUUUUAAAAAGUCUGUUUACAAACAGAAUAAGUCUGUUUGCAAGUAAAAAAUCAAGAUUGGCCCACUGCCAUUCCACUACCAAAAGAAGGGUACAAAGAUGCUGAUCUUCAUCAGCAUCCUUGAACAACUUUCUAAGGUAUCCUCAUCAUAUAAUUCACUGUUUUAUUUAUUAAAAUCUGUAUCAUUCUUUUGCAUCAGAUAUUUGACAGGAAAAAAGAACCUUGAACUGUAUUACAAUGGUUAUAUUUAAGAUCUUUGUGUGUAUUUAAGUGAGGCCUUCCAGAUAAAGGCUUCAAGUGGUAUAAGGCA
Molecule: messenger RNA, 2282 nt
Organism: Centrocercus urophasianus (Greater sage-grouse)
Lineage: Eukaryota; Metazoa; Chordata; Aves; Galliformes; Phasianidae
Gene: LYVE1
Product: lymphatic vessel endothelial hyaluronan receptor 1
Exons: 9
Coding region: 611-1531 (306 amino acids)
Biological process (GO): cell adhesion
Cellular component (GO): plasma membrane
Molecular function (GO): hyaluronic acid binding; transmembrane signaling receptor activity
Source: RefSeq, a predicted model, not a curated record